Messenger RNA from Acanthoscelides obtectus, 2325 nucleotides. The record is from the annotation of a GenBank genome assembly. Lineage: Eukaryota; Metazoa; Arthropoda; Insecta; Coleoptera; Chrysomelidae.
UUUUGACAAUCAAGUUUUCAACUUCAACCUUUUCAAAAAUUUGACAAUUUGUCAUGCUGACCUAGUACCGAAUGAUUUGUCGUGGCUGUUUGUGAUUAGAAAUUAUAGAGCUUUUUGGCUGGGCAGCUUUGCCUACAGUUUGCAGCAUAUGAUUGGGCGUUGAAAUUUUUUUAUAACUUAUUACUCCGCGUAUCUCAUCAGAAAUGUCUAUGCUAACAUUAGUGAUACGAAAUGUGCCGCGAAUAGCCAUACGAAAUUUAAGUAGUUAUGUGGAAAAAGCAGCACUUGAAGUGCCAUUGAGGCAAAGGACUGUCUAUCAUGGUACCAAAAUAGUUCGCAAGUACAGUAUUAAAUCAAAUCAUGGAGUAUCAGCAAGGUUAUGUUGUAGGACUCAUGAAACAAUCAGUGUGCGGACUGAUAGAUAUUUUCGAACAACCAGUGCCUGCCUUGAGAGUAUGGUGGUCAAGGUGCCUCCCUUUGCAGAAUCUGUUACAGAAGGAGAUGUUAGGAUCGAGAAAAAGGUAGGCGACCACAUAGGCCAAGACGAAGUAGUGAUGGAGAUCGAAACGGACAAGACAUCGAUGCCGGUCCAUUGUCCAGCGGCCGGUAUCAUCGAGGAGUUCUUGGUGAAAGACGGCGAUACAGUGAAGCCCGGUCAGGACCUGUUCAAGCUGAAGGUAACCGGCGAGGCGCCGCCCCCGAAACCGGCUGCAGCCGCCGCCCCCCCGCCACCGAAGCCUGAGCCUGCCGCUGCUCCACCACCGCCGCCUCCACCACCGACACCGCAAGCUGCUGCGCCACCUCCGCCUCCGAAACCAGCUGCCCCAGCCCCGGCUCCCCCUAAACCAGCCAUGCCCAGCAGCUCGAUACCUGUAGCGGCCAUUCGGCACGCUCAGUCUUUGGAAGCGGCUACCGUUAAACUUCCACCUCAGGACUAUACAAAAGAAAUAACUGGAACGAGGACCGAACAGCGAGUGAAGAUGAAUAGAAUGCGAUUGAAGAUAGCAGAACGAUUAAAGGAAGCGCAGAAUGUAAACGCUAUGUUGACAACAUUCAACGAAAUCGAUAUGUCUAACAUAAUGGAAUUCCGUAAAGCCAACCUGGAAGCUUUCCAGAAAAAGUACGGGAUGAAGCUAAGCUUCAUGUCGGCGUUCCUGAAGGCCUCCGCAUAUGCGCUGCAAGACCAGCCCGUAGUGAACGCUGUCAUUGACGGUCAAGAGAUCGUGUACAGAGAUUACGUAGAUAUUUCUGUAGCCGUAGCCACGCCUAAAGGACUCGUCGUACCUGUCAUUAGGAACGUGGAGAGCAUGAAUUUUGCUGACAUCGAGAACGCUAUGGCGCAACUGGCUGACAAAGCCAGGAAAGGAAAAAUAGCAAUAGAAGACAUGGAUGGUGGUACCUUCACGAUUAGUAAUGGAGGUGUGUUUGGUUCUCUUAUGGGAACACCAAUUAUAAAUCCGCCCCAAUCGUCGAUAUUGGGUAUGCAUGCAAUAUUUGACAGACCAGUGGCAAUCAAAGGACAGCAGGUUGUGAUUCGACCAAUGAUGUACGUCGCCCUGACGUACGACCACCGAUUGAUCGAUGGUCGUGAGGCUGUUCUUUUCCUAAGGAAAAUCAAACAAGCCGUGGAAGACCCGCGCGUCAUCCUAGCCGGUCUAUAAACCACUGCCCGCAGCGUAAGUCAUCAAAAACCGUAAAUGUAUAAGUGAAAAAUUGUCGAAGCACUCACACAAUCUUUCAACGUCGUCUCAUGAAAUUGUGUCUCGUAUAAGUAAGAGGGAUCCCCAGUCAUAUUGUGAAAACAGUUGCGUCUGACAAUAUAGUUCAGCAAAAAUCCGCUUCACAAUGUUCACCAGAAUUUCAACUGAAACGAGCUUUUCUGAUUUAACACAGAAACCGUCAAACGUUUAUGAAAUCGACCUUGAUUAAAUAUUUUUAAAGAAAAAUUAUCAUUGCAAUGAUUGCCAAUUGAUGAAGAGCUACUGGGGCAAUACAAAAUGACGGAAUUUCCUGAAACGAUGACGCACUAUUAUAAUAGAUUCAUAUGUAAAAUAAUACUACGUAAGAUUUACGUAUUGUAAAGUAUUCAGCGACGGUUACCUAUCUUACAAAAAAAAACUGUAUCGUAUAUAAAUAUACGUGUUUUAAAUUAGGUCUAAUUUAUUCUCUCUCUUUGUUGUCGUGGUGGUUUUCUAAGAUUCAGUAUGUUUUGACUAAGCAAAUAGAACAAUCUGUACAUUUUUUGUAGGAUCGACCUACCGCUUUUAUUAUAUUAUUUAUUGUUGAAUAAAAAGUUAAAACAAUAAAUUGUAUGCUUAUUUCAAU